AUGAGGUUCGUAGAUCUGCUGGUCGGCGCUGCGGCGUUUGCUAGCGUCAUCGCUGCUCCUACGGACGGUUCAACGUCUGCGAUGAAGAAACGCAAGAGCAAGUUCCAGUUUACCGGCGUCAACGAAUCUGGGGCCGAGUUCGGCAACACUGCCUUGCCUGGCCAGCUUGGAAAAGACUACACCUGGCCUGUCCACUCAACCAUCGAUACGUUGGUCGGCAAGGGGAUGAACAUUUUCCGAGUUCCCAUUAUGAUGGAGCGUAUCAUUCCAAGCAAGUUGACAGGAUCCAUCAACUCUACGUACGCUGCAGGACUUGACGAUAUUCUUAACUACAUCACGUCAAAGGGGGCCUAUGCUAUUCUCGACCCCCACAACUUUGGUCGAUACUACAGUAAUGUCAUAACCGACACUGCCGGCUUCAAGGCUUGGUGGACUACGGUUGCCAAGCGAUAUGCCGGUAACUCAAAGGUCAUAUUUGAUACCAACAAUGAGUACCACGACAUGGACAACAACCUCGUCGCCCAGCUCAACCAGGCGGCUAUCGACGGGAUCCGGGCUGCGGGCGCAACAUCGCAGUACAUCUUUGUUGAAGGCAAUUCUUGGUCGGGUGCCUGGCAUUGGGUCUCGAGUGGUACCGCAACCGGUAUGGCAAGUCUCACCGACCCCUCCAACAAGAUCAUCUACGAGAUGCACCAGUAUCUUGACAGCGACGGUUCCGGCACUUCGACGAGCUGUGUGUCCACCACGAUCGGCAAGGAGCGCGUGACCGAGGCGACAGCCUGGCUCAAGGCGAACAAGAAAAAGGGCAUCAUUGGUGAGACGGCCGGGGGCGCCAACUCGCAAUGCAUUUCGGCGGUGGACGGUAUGCUGUCUUACAUGGAGGCCAACUCGGACGUGUGGACGGGCUGGCUCUGGUGGGGCGGCGGCCCAUGGUGGGGCGACUACAUCUAUAGCAUGGAGCCCCCCUCUGGAGUUGCCUAUACCGGCGUACUGCCGUCCAUAACAAAGUACAUAUAG
This is a messenger RNA of Neoarthrinium moseri, 1017 nucleotides long. RefSeq lists its product as uncharacterized. Gene Ontology annotation, molecular function: hydrolase activity, hydrolyzing O-glycosyl compounds. The transcript is spliced from 7 exons. Bases 1 to 1017 code for a protein of 338 amino acids. Lineage: Eukaryota; Fungi; Ascomycota; Sordariomycetes; Amphisphaeriales; Apiosporaceae. Gene Ontology annotation, biological process: glucan catabolic process. The record is from RefSeq and is a predicted model, not a curated record.